Molecule: messenger RNA, 2963 nt
Organism: Ornithodoros turicata
Lineage: Eukaryota; Metazoa; Arthropoda; Arachnida; Ixodida; Argasidae
Product: caspase-3-like
Exons: 6
Coding region: 1493-2380 (295 amino acids)
Biological process (GO): proteolysis
Molecular function (GO): cysteine-type endopeptidase activity
Source: RefSeq, a predicted model, not a curated record
GCUUCGGUGGCAAAUUUUUCUCUAAAAGGUGUCUACUUAAGGUCACAGAAGGGGUAGCACCCUGUUUAAUGCCGACAGCACCCUGCUUUAGAAGUUCUAUGUUUCUUUACGAAACUCAUUUGAAUUUUUAUUUAAAUAAUGAGCGCCUCUCACCCAUUCACACGGUGCGCAGCUUGUAGGUGGUAUCGGACAGAUACUUGUAAAAAAGAAAGUUCGUCGUUUGGUGCACCCGUUCGCGAAUUAUUUAGCCCGGAGAUUUAAUUGGAACACCCAGUAUAUGCUACGUAAGGAAGGGAGCAUCUCCUUGAGGCCGAGGAGUAGGAAAGGAAGCCAGGACGACUCGGAACAAAACAGAGCAGGACGGGGCUGACUCAUUGUUAGGAUUGUUGUACAAGCACUGCGCGCGUUCUCACACAAGAUUCUUGUGAAAGCCAAAAAUCAGCACGAUCACCCUACUACGAUGCUCUGGUAAGAACUACACCGGUUACUUUCGUCUGCUACGGCAAUGUACCGGCGUCUGCUGUUCCAAAUUGGAGUUUCAGCCGUCCAGUCAUGAUGGAGAUCCAGUGGGACUCUGCUACACUUUAACUCUGCAGCGGGCCAAUGCGUAGGGACCCCAGGGCAUCAUUCGGACGGGACUUUGCAUAGGAGCUGCAGGUUAUGACAUGGUCGGUAUAACGAAGCAGGUCAUUCGCUCGACAAGACUAUACAUCGGUGGAGAGCUAUAAGCAAAGUUACGAAAGAGCUACAUCGUAAGCACUACACAUAAUCCGAUACGCUUUCCUCUUUUCCGCGAUCCCCGCAUCCAGAAGGUGCGGAAUAUGAAGGGUGCAACAGCCACUGACGACAGUGACAUCGCUCAGUCGCAUCCAAAAGGGGUAUUCUCAAAGAUCCUCAAGGAAAUGGUAUUCGGAAAAUAUGAUAGGUCUGCUACAUUGGCAGUCCUCAAUGGUCGUUGAAAUCAAUGGCCACUGAACGUGCACAUGGCGCCAAUUGAGCAAUUGGCAAUUGAGCUCAAUGACAACCGGAGACUGCCCGUAUGAUAGGGAACGCGUCGGACGCUCCUGCGUAGCGUUGCAACAAGACGCCCGCUGGAGAGAAAUAUGUCUGACAGCUAUUGCACUAGAUUUCCCAGUUGCUAAAAAAAUGUGCUGAUACAAAAUGCGCAAACGGCCGCGACCGCGCAGCCCUGCUGUCCAUGGGAGGGCGACGAAUACUCCAGUGUCUCCACUAAGAAGAUGGCGCCGUAACGUCACCGUGACAACAAUCGUACCGGGCAGGACGUGAAACGUACGUGUUAUCUUCCCUUAUCGUUAAACAAACACUGACGCUACUUCUUAGGGCUUCACAUUAAACACGCAGGCGAUGUCUCGCUCGUGCACCAGGAGACAUGCCGCAUUUGUUUUCGAAGAAGAUCGCGCAGACUUCAAAACAGCUAGCAACAACCUUAUAGGGCCUUUAUAGCAGUCAUAGCAACCAAUUUCUGGUGGAAAUGGAAGACGACGAAAGUCGGGCAGCUCACACUUCGGAUGACAUGGAGGACGCCUCUAGAAUCUCAAAAAAGCGAGGACUAUCUCUGAGAAACCUGUACUACAAGAUGAACCAUCCUCAAAGGGGGUUAUGUAUCAUAUUUAAUGUGGAGAACUUCGCGGGAAGAAACCAAGGAAUGCCAAGCAGAAGCGGAUCAUCUGUGGACGUCAAUGAAAUACGAAACACGUUCGGCAUGCUCGGAUUCGUUGUUCAGCUUCAUCAAGAUCCAACGACGUCGACCGUCGACGACGCACUGUUCAAAGCAUCCAGACGAACGGAGAACCUCCAAUCGGAUUGUUUCGUCUGCUGGAUAUUGUCUCACGGAAAGAUGGGAACUGUGUACACCUCCGACGGGGAACUGGAACUGAAGCACUUCGUCAAGCAUUUCACAGCUGACAGCACGCUCGAAAAGAAACCCAAGAUUUUCUUUGUUCAGGCUUGUCAGGCGAAAGAAUCCCAGAGCGUCAGCUUCCCAGAGAAAUGUACCAAUGGAGAGUUUGGAAAAGAAGCUGUUGGAGAAGAGACGGCGACACCCGUCACCGAAGGCUUCAGUUACAGACUUCCAUCUUAUCCAGACUUCCUGUUCGCGUUUGCAGCUCCUCCAGGAUACUACGCCUUCAGAAACAACGUAAGUGGCUCCUGCUUCGUGACGUAUCUGUGCCUUGUCCUCCGCCAGUGUACAGCACAGACGGCCGUCAGCGACCUCGUGUCCUUGCUCAUAGCUGUGGCACGGAAGAUGGCCUUCGAGUAUGAAUCCAAGUCAAGGAACGAGUCCAGGGACCAGAAGAAACAAGUGCUGUGCUUCCAGUCGUCCUUAACGAAGAAACUGUUUCUUACGUGGCCACAAUAGCCGCGAGGUUUCGUUGCUCCUGCGCUGUUAACAUUUUUAUAUUUAUGGACAAUUUUCAUUAUUACGACCCACUAUUCCAUUUCAGCUCACUACCGCCAACAAUGGAUUACAGUGAACCCUCGUUAAUAUGACCCCCGAUAAUGUGACAUACGCACUUUACGACCAUACUCCUGGGGAACAAUGCAGUGAAACCUCUGCAAAUCCCCCCCGUUAAUAUGACAAUUCCGCAUUAUGACCAACAUUUUCGGGAACGACCAUGGUCAUAAUAACGAGGGUUCACUGUAUAGAGUAUCGCCCCAGGUGAUGAAGCUUCUCAUUCAUCAUCAUUCGAAUAAAGUUGUUGUCAUUAUUAUAGUUAUGAUACCUUCGUACCUGUAAAUACAAGUCUCCAUUGUACUGGGUAGAUAUUUCGGGCUGAUGUUAUUGCACAAGAACUAUCAUCGUCAUUGUCAGAACGUCAUAUUAUGGCAAUUUAGAAUGGGAAUUCUAGCCCGCAUAGUGACAUCCUUACUCGUACCACAGCACCAGACAUUGCAGAAUAAACGUCACUGUUUAUUAUAAACUAAUAAAUGAAUAAACUAGA